This is a messenger RNA of Aptenodytes forsteri (emperor penguin), 3356 nucleotides long. It is a transcript of the gene ATP6V0D1, whose product is annotated as ATPase H+ transporting V0 subunit d1. Lineage: Eukaryota; Metazoa; Chordata; Aves; Sphenisciformes; Spheniscidae. The transcript has 8 exons. The record is from RefSeq and is a predicted model, not a curated record. Gene Ontology annotation, molecular function: proton-transporting ATPase activity, rotational mechanism. The coding region runs from base 175 to 999 and encodes 274 amino acids. Gene Ontology annotation, biological process: vacuolar transport; proton transmembrane transport; vacuolar acidification. Gene Ontology annotation, cellular component: early endosome; vacuolar proton-transporting V-type ATPase complex; plasma membrane proton-transporting V-type ATPase complex.
GAUUUCUAGCAAAUACUUCCUACAAAAUCAGUAACCUUCCACCUUGAUCAAGCACAGUGGACAGCUGGAACAGACUUGAAACUGCACCUCCAGAGCACAGACUAUGGGAACUUCCUGGCCAAUGAAGCCUCCCCGCUCACCGUCUCCGUCAUAGACGACAAGCUGAAGGAGAAGAUGGUGGUGGAGUUUCGUCACAUGAGGAACCAUGCAUAUGAGCCCCUAGCAAGCUUUCUGGACUUCAUCACGUACAGCUACAUGAUUGACAACGUCAUUCUGCUGAUCACUGGGACCUUGCACCAGCGUUCGAUCUCCGAACUGGUGCCCAAGUGCCAUCCUCUGGGAAGUUUUGAGCAGAUGGAAGCCGUGAACAUUGCUCAGACGCCUGCGGAGCUCUACAAUGCGAUCCUGGUGGACACUCCCCUGGCUGCUUUCUUCCAAGACUGCAUAUCUGAACAGGACCUGGAUGAAAUGAACAUCGAAAUCAUUCGAAACACGCUGUAUAAGGCUUAUCUGGAGUCCUUCUACAAGUUCUGCAAGGUGCUGGGAGGUACCACGGCAGAUGCCAUGUGCCCGAUCCUGGAGUUUGAAGCUGACCGGAGGGCCUUCAUUAUCACCAUUAACUCAUUUGGUACUGAGCUGUCCAAGGAGGACCGAGCAAAGCUGUUCCCACACUGCGGCAAGCUCUACCCUGAGGGCCUGGCUCAGCUGGCCAGAGCAGAUGACUACGAACAAGUCAAAAAUGUUGCUGACUACUACCCAGAGUACAAGCUGCUGUUUGAAGGGGCUGGCAGCAACCCUGGAGACAAGACCCUUGAAGACAGGUUCUUUGAGCAUGAGGUGAAGCUGAACAAGCUGGCCUUCCUCAAUCAGUUCCAUUUUGGAGUCUUCUACGCCUUCGUGAAGCUGAAGGAGCAGGAGUGCCGCAACAUUGUGUGGAUCGCAGAGUGCAUCGCCCAGCGGCACAGGACCAAGAUCGACAACUACAUUCCCAUCUUCUAACCCUGCUCUGCUCCUGUCCAACCCGCCCGCCCCUGGAGUCCGGAGGGACCCCUGCCUAACUCCCUGAGUUAUCCCUUGCCCAGACUCCAGGGAUGUCCCAUCUGUGGAACUGGCUCAGAUGAGGAAACUGUACAGUUGCUAGUUAAAUUAUUCACAAGCUGAAGUUUGAGUUGCGUGUGCUGUGAGGGGUCCGGAGGGACCAGUGGCACAGGCUUGGCCCUGUGUAGCAGGAGGGACACCUUCUGUUGUGUAUCUAAUAGUCCCUGUGUUACUGUACUAAUCUGCUGUAUGCGCUUAUGCUCAUAGAGCAAGCACUAGCCGGGAGGUUGCUGCCUCCAAGGGGUUCCCACGGCCGCAGAGGAACACAUUAGGUCUGCCAUGGCUGGGGGUCCUCUCUGUCAGUACUCUGCAAGCCUCCUAGUCAGUGUUGUUCCUGUGAAAUUUAGUUCGAGUGUGAUUUGUAGCGUAGCCCAUGCUGCUGUGCAAUCCCUGCAUCCCUGUGUAGCUAACCCUGACCUGGGGGAGACUGAGCAGUCCUGGCCAGGACUGGAGCAGAGCCUGUGGGAACGCGAGGGCAGAGCCAGAGGGCUUGUGGAGCACGCUCCUCCCCGCUCCAGCAGCAUUUGCACUAGUGCAGCCUCGCCAUGUCCUCAGGAGCAGCCCUCAUCAGUCUCCCUCCUGCCCUGCAGCUUGAAAAGACUCCAUAAGCUGGCUGAGCUCCUUCCUCCCCUGAAGACCCACAGCUUGGAGCCGACUGUCACAACCAUGCAAAAGUCGGAGCUCCUUUUGGCUCUGCAGACAGUGCUGGACCCCUGCACCACCUCGGGGCAGACAGCCAGGGUGGCGCAGCCUCCUCCCCUGCGCAGGGCAUCUGGGCUGCCACUGCCCUGGAGCUGUACGGGCACAUCUGGCUGUCAGGCAGAGCAGCCCUUGGGUCUGGCUCCACUCGGUCACCCCGAUGAGUGCAGGGGGCAGCUGUGGGCAGAGAUGUCCCAUGCCCUGUCCAGGCCCUGCCCGUCUGUGGUUAGGAGGUGGGAGCCAAGCCUUGGGCAUGGCGUGGCAGCUCUGCUCCUUGCUGCUUGAGGUCUGGGAGAUGCCCUGUGGUGAUGUGGCAGCGGAGAAGCCUCGCUGGUGGGAAGCACGUGCUUGGUGCUGCUGCUGCGAGGGAUCGAUGGAGAGCGGCUCCGUCCCAGCUUGUGCUGUGGUCACCUCUGCAGUGUUUGUUAACCCGUGACCCCCUCCUCUCUACACCAAUAAAUACCUGCCUACUGCACCGUGCUCUCCCUGCUUACUUGGGUGCCUGCUCCCACGUCCCCAAGAGGAGCCUCCAUCAGCCGCAGGGCCUCCUACCCAGGGAAGUUGAUAUUUGUAGUAGCGGAGCCUGGUGUGGCUUCUGCAUGACUUGGGGCACUUGCUUCUACCACAGGCAGGGGGGUCGUGCCACCCCUUGGGUGGCCCUGGGCACUCACUCCAGCUCAAGCUGCGCACGAUGCCUGCUCUGUGGGUGCAGCUGGGUGCCGAGCUGGUGGGUGCCCAGGAGCUGUAGCCCUCGCUGCUCGUGCAGCCGUGUGGGAGUGAGCCAUGCAGUUAGGGAGCUGCGUGGCAUAUCCCCUGGCUUUGCUAAGCUUGUCCCCCUGUGCCUAGGCUUCCUGCGUGGGGCUGUCCGUGUCUGGCACCGUCACCCCUUCCAUCCUUGACCCAGCAGGGCCACGGAGUCAGAGCAAAGCAAAAGGAAGCCUCGGGGGUAGGGGUGGGGAGUAAGGGGGAGCGGGUGCAAGCUCUUCCUGGCAGGCUGACCCCUUCUCUGGGGCUGCCUGUGGCACCUGCUGCCCCACGCAAGGCUCCUGCCAUGGUGCUCGAUGCGGUGCCAGCUGUGACCCAGCUCAGCUCUGCCCGCAGGCAUCCCUGACCAAGCAUCGCAGCACUGCACCGCAGAAGGAGACUGCCAGAGCCCAGUGGCAUAUCGAGAACAGAUUUAUUUAAAAAGUGACAAUCACGUAGCUCAUCUCAUGAAGAGCUCUGCAGCUGGCCUCGGCCCCUGCGCUCACCAGGAGCACGUGGAGUGUGUAACGAACGGCAGGGAGGCAGGGGCUGGCACAGCAGCGGCCACAGGGUCCCGGGGCUGACCCAGCCAAGAGGCGACGGAAACAAAUGCUUGCAGCUCCGACAGCAGUGAGGAAGAUGUCGGGUAGCUGAGAAACGUCCGAGGUACAUCCCAGCCCGUGGUGCAGAGCCGCAGAGUCAGGUGGGGGUGGCCCCCUUGGAGGAUGCACGGUUAGAAAAAAUACAAAAACAAGGUCUCUAGAAAAUGUGGAUUCUCGCACAAUAGAAAAUAGAUCUGCCUGAUUUUGGAAAGC